Messenger RNA from Adelges cooleyi (spruce gall adelgid), 1089 nucleotides. RefSeq names its product calaxin-like. Bases 1 to 819 code for a protein of 272 amino acids. Gene Ontology annotation, molecular function: calcium ion binding. The transcript has 5 exons. NCBI's taxonomy places the organism in Eukaryota, Metazoa, Arthropoda, Insecta, Hemiptera, Adelgidae. The record is from RefSeq and is a predicted model, not a curated record.
AUGGACGAAAUCACCCAAACGGUUAUGACUCAAACGGCUGUCUCGAAACAAGGGAACAAACUUUUGAAAUUACCGAAGAAAUGGCCUCAAGCAAGAGCAGUAACCGUAAAACGCAAGCAGUCGCCUGAACGACCCCGUGCCAUCAAGACUAUGUCGAAAGUAAAGCCUUCGAUUUCGCACAAUUUCGUGGAAAAUUUGUUCAAGCAGACGAGAUUUACCAAGAAAGAAAUUAUUGGAUUGUGCAAAGUAUUCAAGAAACUCGUAACCGCUUAUGGCGCUGAGUCCACUUCGACGGUGGCGGCCAUGAGUUCCGCUGUUUUGAUUUCAGUGCCCACACAGGGGUUCGACCGAAUAAUGUUCAGGGAACUGUUGCAAAACGAAUUUGGCAUUUCCACCGAAGAGAUCCUGACCGACAGGAUAUUUUGUUUCUUUGAUCUGCGUAACGACGGCGUCAUACACGAGGAUGAAUGGGUCACAGGGCUAUCAGUUUUACUUAAAGGCACUCAAGAGGAACGAAUCAAGUAUACCUUUACCAUAUACGACCUCAACAAUGAUGGUUACAUCAGUCGAGAGGAGAUUUUCAAUUUAUUAAGGAAUUGUCUUGUUAAACAUCCUCAAGACGAGGACCCGGACGAAGGAGUGCGAGAGCUGGUGGAUAUAGUUUUGCGUAAAAUGGACCACGACAACGAUUCCAAGUUAUCGUUUGAGGACUUCUCCUCUUCGGUUAAUCACCAGACAUUGUUGUUAGAAGCUUUUGGUCAGUGUUUGCCGUCCAGAGAAGCAUCAGAAAAGUUUCUAAGCUCCAUUACCUUUAUUUGAUGUACAAAACGGACAUUAUUGGAAUUUUCAUAUGAAUACGAUAAAAUAAAAUUAAUGCUAGAAAUAAAAAACAAAUAAUGUCUAUACAAAAACAUUAUUUGUAAGUCCAUGCAAGGUCUUACUAAAUUCAUAGCAUAUUUGGCAAUAAAACAAUCAAUGAUCCGCAAAAAUUAAACAAAUUACAUUUUUUGUACUAAAUUUAGUCCGCAAGCUACAUUAAAUGAUUUAUGGUCAAAUACAUUUCCUCAAGGUUUUCAUUAAUUAACUAAU